AUGAGAACAGCUGCCCAUCCAACCAACCAUAGCCAGGGAGAGUUGAUCCUCAAGGAUUCUCAUACCUCUCUCCAUCUUGGUGCAGAAAUCCUCCUACUCUUUGGGAGUGUCAGCAAUGGUGGUACUCUUAAGCUGAAGCUCACAGUGGCAAAUGACAUCAGCAUUGUUAUUCUGCCUCCAUCAGCUGGUGACCAGGAUAUUGACAGUGAUGAAGAAAAUGAUGAUGAUAUUCUUGACAAGGACUAUAUGCCAGAUGAAGUGAGUGGAGAAGAUGAAGUGCAUAUAGAAAGUAAAAAUAGUGAUAGUAAGGAGGAGCAGCGUCCUAAUGAGCCAUGCAGAGAUAGAAAAGGAAGGAAGAAGGAAAACAUAUAUUUAGGCGUUCAUUCCAUACCGUCCCCAACUGCUGGCGAACAUGCUGCCAAGGACAUUUAUGAUAUUUUCCAACUAUUCUUUCCUGACGAAAUGGUUGAGUAUAUAACAGAACAGAGAAAUUUAUAUGCAGUAAGGGAUAAAAACUGCACGAAAUUCCAUGUAGAUAAGGAUGAAGUUAGGAAGUCUCUGGGGCUAUUACUCAUUAGUGGAUAUCACAGUGUACCAUCUGGAAAUGAUUACUGGUCAACAAGUGAAGACCUGGAAAUACCAGAAUUCCCCAAAGGAAUGAGUAGAGACAGGUUUCGAUCAAUCAAGAGAUAUCUUCAUGUUGCUGAUAACAGUGAUUUAGCUGACUCCAAGACUGCAAAAGUUUGA
Molecule: messenger RNA, 747 nt
Organism: Macrobrachium nipponense
Lineage: Eukaryota; Metazoa; Arthropoda; Malacostraca; Decapoda; Palaemonidae
Product: piggyBac transposable element-derived protein 2-like
Exons: 3
Coding region: 1-747 (248 amino acids)
Source: RefSeq, a predicted model, not a curated record